AUGGAAAUCAAUCAGCUCACAAGAGGAAGUAAAGUUAAGAUAGUGGAACAGAAUGAAUCCGACAGAAGGAUCGCUGAAGCUCCUAAGGUCCCAGGCAAAAUAGCUGCAACUACGCAGGCAGUUUCGGAUGAUGAAGGAGAUCUUGAAUGCGGCGAGGAUGAAGACGAUGAAGAGGAAGAAGAUACUCUCAACCUCAAUAGGGAGGAAUUAGCGAUAGACGUGGGAGAGGAUGACGAAGAAGAGGAAGAAGGAGAUGAAGAAGAGGACCUUGAACUGGAAGAGGAAACAACUCCAUCAUUACGAAAUACACCUACUGGCGAUGCUUCCGAUCAAUUAGGAGGCAGUCCGGAUUCCAUGAGACAAAGAAUACCCAUCAAAUAUAUCGAAAACAAGACGCGAAGACAUGUUACCUUUGCCAAGCGGAGACAUGGGAUUAUGAAGAAGGCCUACGAACUAAGUGUGUUGACAGGAGCUAAUGUCCUUCUGUUGAUCCUUUCGGGAUCCGGCUUAGUAUAUACUUUCAGCACGCCUAAAUUAGAACCAGUGAUACGAGAUGAAGAGGGAAAGGGAUUAAUACGAGCAUGCUUAAAUGGUCCUGAUGGUGACAGUGCAGCUAUAUUCUAUCCUCCCAAUGAACUUGAAUAA
This is a messenger RNA of Naumovozyma castellii, 645 nucleotides long. RefSeq names its product Arg80p (gene ARG80). NCBI's taxonomy places the organism in Eukaryota, Fungi, Ascomycota, Saccharomycetes, Saccharomycetales, Saccharomycetaceae. The coding region runs from base 1 to 645 and encodes 214 amino acids. The transcript has a single exon. The record is from RefSeq and is a predicted model, not a curated record.